Halichondria panicea is the source of this 1255-nucleotide messenger RNA. RefSeq lists its product as uncharacterized. NCBI's taxonomy places the organism in Eukaryota, Metazoa, Porifera, Demospongiae, Suberitida, Halichondriidae. Bases 123 to 1133 code for a protein of 336 amino acids. The transcript has a single exon. The record is from RefSeq and is a predicted model, not a curated record.
UUUUUGUGGCGCUGUAAUUAGAACAAAGAUGUAAAAGCUUCAUUCUAUAUAAUAUAAUAUAAUGUGUUCGUCAGUUCUCUACAAAAGAAAAGAAAAUCCUGGAAACAAGGCUAACUGUAAUUAUGGUGAAAAUUUUUAAGGUGAUAUUAUUAUUUAUUGUUUCGCUUGGCAGUAUCACACUGCUAUGGUUUUACGCAAGGUUAUUCUUCACGACUGAGCCAGCUGAACUGGUUAAUGCUAUUGAAACAAAUGCUACUGAAACAAAACACUCCACGGGGGUUGCACCAACUCGCUUUAUCUAUCUAACUCAAACAGAAAACUGUAUUCCAACUUAUCUAAAGUCUCCCGAAGUGAUUGGUGACUCUAAAGCAUGUCAGUGUGAUGUCAUCAUCCUCAGUUACAAAACGAAGUGUGCUGACAUGUCAUUGCCUCAUGUUCAAUACAUAUUCAACUCUAAUAAGUCUAUAACCUGGACUACUGGAAGAAACUUGCUUUACGAAGUAGCCAAGAAAAGGAAAGAAAAGUACAUCCACUACAUUUUCAUGGACGAUGAUGUUCAACUGAUACCGGUGGAUAAAAAAAAUACACAGAAUCCAUUUAGGAUGUACGAAGAAUCUCUCAAGAUCUUUCAACCUGCUGUAGUUGUCAUCCUCGAUUAUACCAAGCGAAACUAUUUCCCUACAACAAUUCUCCCUGAGCGAUUGGAUUGUGAACUCACAAGAUAUGUACAAAUAUAUAGAAUAGACGGCCUCUUUAUUGCCUAUCACUAUCAAGCGAUAGACUACAUACUUCCAUACGUAUCAAAGUACGAUUCAGUGAGCUGGUGGUACUCACAAGAGUAUACAAAUGUCAGGUUGAAUAUCCGGUUUAAUGGACAGGUAGUUACUGACCCUCGCUUUAGAACACCCAACCCACAGCAUCGCGACUACCAAAAGAGACUGCCUUUACAGGAUGCCUUCAAUAAUUUUGUUGCUGACAUUCGGUUAGAAGAACCAGAAAAGUAUCGAAAAUCGUUCAAGCCCAUUUUACAGCAAUGGUUAGCAAAUGAUGACCCAAAGUGGAUGUUGGGCCAACAAACUUGCGAACGUGAUUUAUCUGUACAUCCAUAUAGACCUUACGAGAAUCUAGCUUAAACAAUAUUGUCAGUACUAAGUUGUUUUUAGCACCUAGGCUGCCACUCGCAUUUUUAUUCAUAACUGUGUUUUGAAAUUUGUACUUCAUAAAAACGCAAGAUGUGAAUAUCAGACAGUCAAAA